Molecule: messenger RNA, 5454 nt
Organism: Phyllopteryx taeniolatus (common seadragon)
Lineage: Eukaryota; Metazoa; Chordata; Actinopteri; Syngnathiformes; Syngnathidae
Gene: suox
Product: sulfite oxidase
Exons: 5
Coding region: 2851-4581 (576 amino acids)
Cellular component (GO): mitochondrion
Molecular function (GO): heme binding; molybdenum ion binding; oxidoreductase activity
Source: RefSeq, a predicted model, not a curated record
GACAUCAUGGCAAAGCUCGCUAACUGUUAGCAAAGUUAGCCAUGAGAGGGACGUGUAGACAUUCUGUAUACAAACUCCAGAACGCUAUACGAAGUGUGUCCUUAUAGUAUCUGCAUUCAUAGUUAAUUUACUAACAUUGUGUACAUUACUUCUCGAGGAUGGUGUUGGGUUAAGAAAUCACUUUCAUGAGACAUUGUAAAUUACAGAGAGAGUGUGUUUUGUAGCUAGUGCCCAAUUCGUGUUAUGAACCACACGACCGGGAAUACAUGAGAUUUGAGUCCUGUUUACUGGAGGCAGUCAUUGCCCAUUUUCUUGUCACUUAAUUUUCUGUUUAGUGCCCCGUUCAAGUUGUUUUAGCGACCUGUGUACGUGUCACUUACCAAAAAAAGAAGUACAGAGUCUGAAAUAUAAAAAAGUAAAAAUUCAGUUUUAAUGUCAAUUACAAAGAGUACAUAUUUUGAUAUCUUGGCACAAGGGGGGGACUAUUCCUGCAAAGUAAAUAGUUCCCUCUUACUAGCUUUCUUAGUGCUUGUACUGAGAAGAUAAAUGCUAGCUAGCGUUUUUUUGUACUAACAUUGUGAAAUUACUUAAGAAACCGUUGCAAUAUUAUCUAAAAGUAACAAAUAAAUAAAUAAAAAUACACCUUACCUGUGUGUUUAGAUUAGACAAUUUUUCAACGCCAGAAGGUGGUGGUUUUUAGGCCGGCACAAUACACGACCAUUUCGCAUGAAUAUUCUUGGAACUGACAGCAUCAGCUCUUAAAUAAUGUCUCCAAAUCUGUUGCAUCAUUGUUGUUAAUGCUGCUUAUUGAGUAUCUGAAUAGUUCAAAUUCCCACUUGUGUUCGCACACAGUUACGUAGUGAGAGAUGUUUAAUCCUGUUGGGAUUGUAGUUGUUUAUGAUGGCAUGUUUUUUGCCACUGCAUCCUAAAUUUCUCGAUACUUUGUCAACUUUUUACUAGCCCUCAUCUUCGCACCUCUAAGGAAAUUUAUAACACGGCGUAUAUUAACCGAUUAGGGUAAUGUUGAAUAAAGACAAAAGAAAAACUCGGUCUACUCGUCCUUCCACUUCAAGCCUUGCUUAUCCUCCCGAUCUUUUAAAAUUUAGCCACUAGGCUAUAAGUAAAAAGUUGUCCAAAAAAUAAAUGUUCAAGUAAAGUGCAGGUACCUGAAAAAAGCUACUAAUGUACAGUAACAAAAUAUUUUCACUUUGUUACUUCCUUCCACAAUGGUGGGCUUCCUCUGGUAGAGAGAGGAGAGACCCUGUAGAAUUUGGUACUGGCUUUUGUUAGCUGUUGGCCGCUGGAUGGUUGCACCUGUUAACGCUGCUGAGAAAUAACCGUAAGUCGUAAACUCAAUCGCUACUGGAACAGUUGAUAAGACAGGCCUAAAUGAUUAAAGGUGAGCCCUUCCAACUGCAAUCUAUGCGUUUAUGGCUGAGAUCCGUCAUUCAUUGUCACUGUCUGCAAUACAUUCAAAUUGUAAAUGCGAUGUGUUUAAAAUAGUUUUGUUUUUUUUGUCGUCGUGUUAAAUUCUGGCUGCUUGCCAUAAUUUAAGGCCACAAUGCCAGAUAUGGUAUUCUCUGAAUUCAAAAGGAAUUGAUGAAGAGAGAACUCUUCAUCUUCCUUGUUUUAGAGUACAGUUUAUCAUUGAUAAAAGAAGACACUCUGUCUGAUUAAUCUUUUCCAUUGACUAAUGUUAGACUGAUCACUUUGGCCUCAUCUGCACCACCCGAGUCUGCUUGAACCUUAUCAUUUAUCUUUGUUUUUUUUAUUGCCCUCCAUAGCCAGUGAACUCUAUAAGCGUGUCAUUCUUUAAUAUGCACCAUCGUUCAUACUAAUAGUUUCUUCUUUUAUAAGGCUUUGCAUAUUCAUGAAGGCGCUACCUUUGUUUUUCUAUUAUGGUGCAGCACAAUAAAAUAUAAUAUUGUGGAAAACCUAAUUUAUUUCAGCUGUUAAAAAAAAAAAAAGUGAAACUCAUACAGAUUCUCUACACAGAGUGAAAUGUUUUCUAAAUUGUGAUUAUUAUAGUAAUGAAAACCCAAAAUUUACCAUCUCAUGAAAUUUAUAAUGUUACAUGAUUUUUAUUUUAACAUAUAAAUGACAGAAAUGGUCCUUCUGAAAUGUAUUUUGCCAUGUGUUUAAUAAAUCUACUUAGUACAUAAUUAGCCUCGCAGCCUCAUUCUUGGCUUACUGUCACAACAUCAGUAUAAAAUGCCAUUGUGCUUGCUAUUUUUUGUUUUCUUUAUUUCUGUGUAGAUCCUCAGUCAUCCAGGUCAUGCUAAUCCACCAAGGUUGAAUAGAGGCAACGUUUCUUGUUUGUUGACUUUGUUGUGCAUUUGUGUGUGUGUGUGUUUUUUUUUUAAACAUUGAAAUAUAAUACAUUAACACUCGUAUGUCAUGGCAUACUUUUGCACAUUUAUUUUGACCGGUACUUCUAUAGUUCUGGAAGUAUAGUAGUAAUAAUCUCUCUAAUCUCUAAUAAUUAUUUCAUCCUAUGUGUGUUUACCACAUUUUUGUUAGUACAGCUCCUUUUUUCAAGGUCUCUGCUGAUUGGUUGGUCCAGUAGGAGGUAAAGAGUUUAAAUUUGCCCUUUAUCAUUUUUUACAAAAAUGCAGUGUAUACAGGCCGUGGAGUGAGCGCAGGCUUAGACACAAGAUAAGAAUGAAGUUAAUGUUUGCAACUCACUGUGAGUGGCCGCCUGUGACACGAAAGAUGAUAUUAACUCACAUCUUUUAAAAUUAAAACUGUAGCAGUUUAAUGACACCGUCUUUCCUCUUAUUACAAUGAUUGGAGUUCAUUUACUCGACUGCAGUGGAGAGAGUGCCGGGCUUUUAUCAGAACAUCAAUGCAAUGCUCCUGUUUAGAUACUGUCGAUGUCUUACUCAAUUUGGUCCCGUUUUGCCUCGAAGACCCCAAGCGUUUACCGCUGCAGCUUGGUGUGCGAUUCGCCUAGUGGGUGGCAGCAGCAGCAGCAACAACAAGGACCAGAGAUGGGAGCACCCAAGACACAGUCCAAGCUGGAGACAAGCCUUAGCGGGUCUUCUGGCUGGGACAGGAGCUGUGCUGGCUUACGGCCUCCACCAUCACAAGGCGCAACAGACCGACGCCGUUAACGUUCUGGUCAAAGCAAAGCCCGCCCAACUUCCCAUCUUCAGCCAAGAGGAGGUCACCAAGCACCGCAGUCUGCAAGAUGGCGUGUGGGUCACUUACAAAGGCGCCGUCUACGACAUCACCGCGUUCGUCACAAUGCACCCCGGCGGGGAUAAAAUUCUUCUGGCGGCAGGCGGGGCCCUCGAACCUUUUUGGGCUCUCUAUGCGGUGCACAACCAGGAGCACGUGCUGGACAUCCUCUCUGAAUAUAAGGUUGGCGAGUUGCGAGCAGAGGAUCAGAAGAAGCAGCAGAGUGUGGCGUCAUCCGAUCCGUACUCGUCUGACCCCGAGCGACAUCCCGUCCUGCAGGUCAACAGCCUGAAGCCCUUCAACGCAGAGCCGCCUCCCGAAAUCCUCUCGGACAGCUACGUCACGCCCGCCGCCAUCUUCUUCAAGAGGAACCACCUGCCCGUUCCUUGGGUGGACCCGUCGUCAUAUGAGCUGCAGGUGGACGGCCUCCCCGGAGGAGGUCUCAAGCUCUCCUUGGACGACUUAAAGAGCCACUUCCCCAAGCACACGGUCACGGCGACGCUGCAGUGCGCGGGCAACCGCCGCUCCGAGAUGAACGCGAUCAAGCAGGUGAAGGGACUGAACUGGGGCAUCGCCGCCAUCAGUAACGCCAACUGGGCCGGUGCUCGCCUCCGGGACGUGCUGCUGGAGGCCGGCUACAGUCCGGACGUGGCGCGGUGGGCUCGCCACGUACAGUUCGAGGGGCUGGACAAAGACGUGACGGGGACAACUUACGGCGCAUCUAUCCCUCUCAACAAGGCGAUGAGCGAGGAAGGCGACGUGCUGCUGGCUUACGAGAUGAACGGCGAACCUCUUCCGGCCGACCACGGCUUCCCGCUGCGAGUGGUGGUUCCCGGAACGGUGGGCGCCCGGAACGUCAAGUGGCUGUCCAAGAUCACGGUGAGCGCGGAGGAGAGCAGCAGCCACUGGCAGCAGAACGACUACAAGGGCUUCUCGCCCGCCACCGACUGGGACACAGUCAACUUUAAGUCGGCUCCGGCCAUCCAAGAGCUACCCGUCCAGUCGGCCAUCACCGCGCCCGCGAAUGGCGCGGUGGUCUCCCGCGGCGACGAAGAGGUGACUGUGAAGGGCUACGCGUGGAGCGGCGGAGGACGGGAAGUGGUGCGCGUGGACGUGUCGCUGGACGGAGGGAAGACGUGGCAGGUCGCCCAGCUGAGGAACAGCGACAGGGGGCAACCUCCGGAACCUUCGCCCCCGCCAGGGAGAGCCUGGGCCUGGAAGCUGUGGGAGCUCACGGCCCCUCUCCCCCCCGAGGCCCAGCAGCUAGAAAUAGUCUGCAAGGCCGUGGACAACAGCUACAACAUGCAGCCCGACACGGUUGCUCCCAUCUGGAACCUGAGAGGGGUGCUGAGUAACGCCUGGCACAGGGUGAAGGUCACUAUCAGUGACGAUAAAGAAUAGACUUCAGAAGACUGUUGUUUGAUGCCCAAUGAUGACGACCUGGGUGUGUACCUCCCUCAAACAACGUUCAUAACUUUCUGAGUCUGCUACUGUGCCAACUUGAUAUGAUCGUGCAGACAUGUUGUCUGUGGAAUUUGGAAGUUUUAACAAAGGAAAGCCGUUUUAGCAUUUAGUCAACAUCUUUGAUGUCCACCUUAAGUUCCAUGUACUAGUACGCUCUUUGUCCGCACUAGUGAACCAGCGUGGCUUAGGUGGUAGAGUGUCUUACUAGUAAGGACAAAGAGUACCGGCACACGGACCUAAAAAUGGAUCUCAAACAGUACAGUAUAAAGGCUCAAACAGCUUUCCAAAAGUCCGUCACACUUUGGUCUUGAGUGCAAGUGGUCAAUUGUUACAUUUUUAUUCGUAGCAAUGAUGAUACUUUUUUGUUGUUGUUGUUGUCUUACUGAAGCUUUGUUAACUACUUGAAUAAAAAAAAAAAAGUGUUAACUAAUGACAUGAUUUGACAGCUAAUUUAUUUUAAUGAAAGACUAAACUGUUGCGUAAAGCAUGGCUUCGCUGUCAUUUUGGCUUUGGUCUUGCCAGCUGAAAUGAUCAUGUGUCGAUAAGAAGAGAACACAGCGAUGAUAUUAAUUAGGGAGAUGUCCUUUAUUGUAUCAAAAAUCAUAGGAAUAUUAAACAUCGAUAGUUGCUCCCUCUUUAAAGUUUUAAUUAUUUCAAAGAAUCAUGGAUUAUCGAAACGUUGAUCAGUGAAAGAUUCUGACUGUGGAUUGAUUACCAGUCAAAUCAACACUGGAAUAUAUACAGUAGCUAUAUUUUGAUGGGAAAUGUUCAUUAUCAUUGAAGAUUAUAAAUAAACAGUUUGUGAAUGUA